Messenger RNA from Ostrinia nubilalis (European corn borer), 1314 nucleotides. Its product is annotated as putative nuclease HARBI1. The transcript is spliced from 5 exons. The coding region runs from base 223 to 1278 and encodes 351 amino acids. The record is from RefSeq and is a predicted model, not a curated record. Lineage: Eukaryota; Metazoa; Arthropoda; Insecta; Lepidoptera; Crambidae.
AUUAGAGGUUUAUAAAACGUUUGAUAAAAAUUGUUAUUCAUAAUCGUCAUUUAGCGCUAAAAUCCUCUUAUAACUGUGUGAUAAGUUAUCGAGAGCUCGGGCCUUGUUUAAAGCUCUAAUAAACCUAUUUUAACCUAACUUUUAUAAAUGUCAUUUCAUAUGAAUGUCACUUCGUUGGUUUAUUUAUUCAAAAUAUCCUUGCUGUGAUCCUUGCUUGUGAAAAUGAAUGCUAUAAAUGCAAUUGUGCAUUUAGCCAAUAAUGCCGACCCAGCGCGACGUAGAAAGCUCUACCGCCAACGAAGCAACCCAUUCGAUUUGCGGGACCUAAAUUUUAAAAUAAAAUAUAGGUUCAAUAAGGACACAGUGCGCACCAUCAUAGAUUUGGUGGAAGAUGAUCUGGUUCAGAGCGCUAGAGGUGGUGGCACGUGUCCUGAACUGCAAGUUUUAGUGGCCAUAAGAUGUUGGGGACGUCGUGAGGUACAAGAUGAUGCUGGUGACCUCCAUGGCCUAAGUCAGCCGACAGUGAGCCGGAUAUGCGCCAGAGUCGCGCAUGCAAUCGCGAAUAAGGCAAAUUCCUUCAUCAAAAUGCCUAUCACUAUAGGAGAGCAGGAAAGAAUUAGUGCCAAAUUUAGAGCAAUUAAAAAUUUUCCUGGGGUGAUAGGAGCCAUAGAUUGCACCCACAUUAAAAUUAAAAAAACCGGAGGUGACAUGGCCCAGUACUAUAUUAAUAGAAAAGGCUAUUAUUCCCUGAAUGUUCAGGUUGUCUGUGAUGCUGACCUCAAAAUAAUGGAUAUAGUGGCUAGAUGGCGAGGCAGUACACAUGACAGUCGAAUUUUUAUGGAGAGCAAUAUAAAACAACGAUUUGAGGAUAGGCAGUUUAGAGGACGCCUUAUUGGCGAUUCGGGCUACCCUCUUCUGCCAUAUCUAUUUACACCUAUUUUAAGGCCUAGUCGUCCAGAAGAAGAAGCAUACAAUAAUGCUCACAUCUCAACUAGGAACACUGUUGAAAGGUGUUUUGGGGUGUGGAAGCAGCGGUUCCAAUGCCUACUCCAUGGCUUACCAGUAAGCCUCCAAAAUGGAAAAGCUGUGAUCAUAGCAUUGGCUGUAUUACAUAAUAUAGCCAUUGAUAUGAAUGACACAUUGUUAGAACAACAUAUGGAGCAGGUCCCUGUAACUCCGCAACUUUCGACGGAGAACAGUGUUCACGACAACCGACCUUCAUUGUUGAGGCGUAGGUCGCAGUUGAUACUACAAAAUUUUAUAAAUCAACAUUUUUGAAUGAUACUGUUCCUGGCAUCUUAAUGAAAAUAAAAA